Molecule: messenger RNA, 1534 nt
Organism: Pollicipes pollicipes
Lineage: Eukaryota; Metazoa; Arthropoda; Thecostraca; Pollicipedomorpha; Pollicipedidae
Exons: 4
Coding region: 76-543 (155 amino acids)
Source: RefSeq, a predicted model, not a curated record
GGCGCGCUCUGCGCUCUCCCCUCGGAGGGCCGGCCGCCGCGCCGCCGGCCCGGACCGCUGAUCAGUGUCCGCACCAUGGCCGCGCAUGUGAUCCUGUGUGCGGCGCUGCUGGCCUCGGCGCUGGCCUCCCCGCUGCCGCAGGAGGACGUGGUCGAAGCCGUCCCGCUGGAGGCGGAGUUCGACGAGGCUCAGCUGGGCAGCGUCAUCAUCCGGCCGCCUCGCGUCGAGAAGGUCACGCACGUCACGUCCAAUCACCAGUACCAGAAGCUCUAUCCCAAGAACGGCAAAUACAAGUUCGGCUUUGACGACGACAAUCAGUUCCGGGUGGAGGAGCGACUCGGAAACGGCCAUCUUCGGGGCAUUUAUGGAUACAAGAACGAAGACGGGUCCAUCACAGCCUUCAUGUACACGUACGACGGCGAGCGGUACAAGCAGGUACCAUACACGGUGGAGGACAUUCCUGAUGACCUACGGAUCGCCCCCGAAGCUCAAGGACCGCCGCGAUUCGUCCGGGGGAACCCGGAGAUUAUCGAUGCGGAGUAGCCGGCGGUCGCCUACUGCAGCAGCGCCAUCCUGUGCAUAUUUCCGGAGGCAAGAUUAAUCACAGCUGCAAAUUUUUAGUGCUUUUUAAAUUGGACCAAAUACACGAACCGAUCGGCGGUAGUCAAUGUGCGUUGCUUGGCAGUUGGUGAGAACAGGACAGUUGUUAACAACAAAUGUUUUCACGAAGAAGUUGGUUUCGAAGAAACUACUUUGACCUAGCACUUCCAUGAGCGCAGUUUGCGCACUUCCCAGAAGCAGAGGAGCACAUUUCCCACCGACCCAAAAAUAAUAUUAUUCCCUUCGUAACCCCCUGGCGAUAUCGUCUGAGUAAAACGGCAAAUUUUGUGUUGCCCGUGAAUGGGGAAACGUCUAAGAAAACGCUUACAGAUCGGGUAACGUAUCACCACAUGACAAUAUUUCCAACCGUGUUGGUUCAGCCAGGACACUUUGAGCCGCCGCGUGACCUGAUUGGGACAGCCAGUCGCCGACCUCUUAUUGGCGUUGGUAGUCCUGAGUGGUGGUGGUCUGGCAGUCAUAUCGAAUUCAUGAGAAUCGGACAUUGGGGAACACCAUCGCCAUUUAGUAGUCUUUUAUAUCUCAAGGUCUGCUAAAGGGUCUUGCGUUAGCAGAUGAGUUCGAACUGAAAGCAAAAAUCGAGUUGGAUAGGUUUAUGCAAAUUUCCUCACUGAAGAAUUCGUAAUACCGGACCUUGGUGGCCGUCCACCAUAUGUUUCUCGACGGGAAAGAGACGCUAAUAUUAUCAUUUAUGUCCUACGUUUAAAGGAAUGACAAACCAGUUAUCAAUAAAUUCUAGCAGACGCAUUCAAAACAAGUGUGUUCGGAAUGCACUGUGCAAACACGGGUAGCGGUAAUACACUAGCUUUAGAAAUAAGGUAAAACAUUAGUGCGGUUGAGAACACAUAUUCUGAUCCGAUUUGCAAGUCACAUUCAUCUGUCUACAAAAAUUAUCCUGUUGCUUUAAAGAACUGUU